Molecule: messenger RNA, 405 nt
Organism: Gongylonema pulchrum
Lineage: Eukaryota; Metazoa; Nematoda; Chromadorea; Rhabditida; Gongylonematidae
Source: the annotation of a GenBank genome assembly
AUGCAACGGGCCUCGGCUGGUAGCACUGCUAAUCCAGUUGCUUCGAGAGCACCUACCUCAGCACUGUCAAUGAAUAUCCGCGCUGCCAGUAUAUCCUCGAGUACCACUGCCGUUUUCACGUGGCCGGUGUAUAAUGUGACCGUGGAAGAGAAUGCUCUUGGCAAGGAUGUUUAUGCGAUCUCAAAUGAACCAGUUCGUAUGGGUGUUCCACUGCCAACUGAUGAUUCUGUCGUUAAAUUCAAAAUUGUCGAAGGUGAUAAGCAGUCUUUCAAGGCUGAAGCAAAAAUUGUCGGUGAUUUUGCAUUCUUGCGCAUCCGACAUCGAAACGAUGGCACACUGAAUCGGGAGCUAAAAGUAUGUUCAUGCUAUCUUCAAAAUCGCUCUGGAACUGUUGCUUGGUGCUAA